UGACAGCGCUACCCUGGCACUGGGAGGAGGAGGAGGCAGCUCUCCCCAGUGGGAGAAGGCCUUCACGCACCUUUUUUUUUGUCCCAAACACCUUAAAAAAAAAAAAAAAAAAAAAAGUGCUGCUUUCGGAAACAGCUCUUUGUGGGCAGCCGUGGCGGGUGGAGGAGCAGAGCGAAGCAGGGGGUGGGUUUUUUUUUUUAGCUGCGACGCGAGUCACAAAAACCCACCGCUGGUCUCCGAAGGGGAAAAGAACUCUCUGGUGGCCCCAUAUUUAAUGUCACAAGGGCAGGGACCGGCCGUGGCGUUGACCAAUGUCUACGCCGAGCCACAUGCGCCACCGCGCUCAGCUCCCGGCGGCCGCAGGAAGGGUCCCGGUCCUCGGUGGUACUGGGCGCUGCUGGGAGCUGGAUGGGUUGGGGCCGCGGCCCUGGCGGGCGUUGUGCUGUGGCUGCUGCAGCGACGCGGUUCCAUCCUCUGUCCCACCACGCCGCCGCGGGUCAAACCCACCCUCGUUUCAGGUGGGGACCGCCCCAUCCUGCAGCAGGACACGGCCCCGUGCUCCUGGGAAACCUGCCUGACCGACGCCAGUCGACAUCCCGACGUCCCGCAGACCAAAUGCUCCCUCGAUUGCUUCCGCUUGCAGCUUCGCCAGCAGCUGUGCGAGCGAGGAAGCCACCACCCAGCAGGUACCGCGGCUCGGCAUCACCUUUUGGGGUGCACGUGGAGAGCCCCCCACCUCGUUGAGGGUGCCAGAGGCUUCUUGUCCCCUCUCCACAUGGGAGAGAGGAACAACAAGACCAGGAACACUGGGGAAAGCGCCACAAAAUCCCCCCAAUUCUGUCCCCAUCCACGUCACCCUCUCCCUGUACCACCCCAUGCCCUCACCACCUUCCUCUGUUGCUCCUCCUGCUUUCCCCCCACACCAAGGCGGGGGCGUUUCCAGCCCACCUUCCCAAAAAAAUGCACCUGGAGGGGCUCAAACAGCAGGAAAAGGCUCCAGGGGCAGCCAGGGGAUGAAGGCCCACUCGCACUCCUCCUCCGCUGCAGGCCCCUUGCCGUGCUGGCUCUGUCCCGCCGGCUGGCGGCCGUUCGCAGCCAAGUGCUACUGGGUUUCUACGAAAAGCAAAGCCUGGGGGACGGCGGCGGCGGACUGUGCGUACUGGCGAGCACAACUGGUCAGACUGGAGAGCCUGGAGGAGAAGGUCUCCGGUGAUGGGUCCCAAGGAGGCGGACGCUUGUGCGGCGAUUCGGAGGGGCGAGCUGCACUCCCACAUCUGCAGCACCCCCUUGCACUGGAUUUGCCAGAAAGAAGCCAC
Messenger RNA from Chroicocephalus ridibundus (black-headed gull), 1316 nucleotides. RefSeq names its product killer cell lectin-like receptor subfamily F member 1. Bases 275 to 1213 code for a protein of 312 amino acids. Gene Ontology annotation, molecular function: signaling receptor activity. Lineage: Eukaryota; Metazoa; Chordata; Aves; Charadriiformes; Laridae. The record is from RefSeq and is a predicted model, not a curated record. Gene Ontology annotation, biological process: regulation of natural killer cell mediated cytotoxicity. The transcript has 4 exons. Gene Ontology annotation, cellular component: plasma membrane; cell surface.